This is a messenger RNA of Marasmius oreades (fairy-ring Marasmius), 808 nucleotides long. RefSeq lists its product as uncharacterized. The record is from RefSeq and is a predicted model, not a curated record. NCBI's taxonomy places the organism in Eukaryota, Fungi, Basidiomycota, Agaricomycetes, Agaricales, Marasmiaceae. The annotation marks the transcript as partial. The transcript is spliced from 10 exons. Gene Ontology annotation, molecular function: alpha-L-arabinofuranosidase activity.
AUGGUCAGCUUGCAAAGCAGCAGCGGUCAAGUCCUCGCCAGCUCUACCGUAUCUCUCUCCGGUAGCCAGACUAGAUUCGCACGCCAAAGCGUGGUGUUGACACCAAGCACGUCGGCCAGUGAUACGAAUAACAAGUUUGUUGUUACGGUUGAUGGUGCGGCUGCGAGUGGUCGGACGAUACGUUUCACGCUGUUUUCACUCUUACCUCCGACGUUUAAAAAUCGACCGAAUGGGUUGAGGGAGGAUAUUGCUGAAGCUCUUCAAGAGAUGGGUCCCAAAUUCUUCCGAUUCCCCGGAGGAAACAACAUUGUACGAGGUAUUUUAUUGGUGCUACUCACGAUAAAGACAGCUAAUACGGAAAUAUCUCGAUCACAAAAGGGACAAACUGUCGCUCAGAGAUGGCAAUGGAACAACACAGUCGGACCGCUCGAAAAUCGUCCAGGACGUGCGGGUGAUUGGGGUUAUAUCAACACAGACGGCUUGGGAUUGUUCGAAUAUCUCCAAUGGUGCGAAGAUGUGGGUAUGGAGGCUAUCAUGGCUAUCUGGUCCGGAUUCGCAUUGGGAGGAACGAGCGUAUCACCCAACCAGCUCGGGCCAUUCAUUCAACAGGCUGCUGAUCAGAUCAACUUCGUCAUUGGAGACCCUACUAAGAGUGCACCAGCGGCAGUGCGAUCAAGCCUUGGCCAUCCGGCACCUUUCAAAUUGAACCACGUCGAGGUUGGGAACGAGGAUUUUUUUGCUGCGUCUACCUACCAAGGCCAGUGGAGCGCUAUCGUUCAAGCUCUUCAACCUCAAUUCCCAAAUAUCA